Messenger RNA from Solea solea (common sole), 4609 nucleotides. Its product is annotated as metabotropic glutamate receptor 7-like. Gene Ontology annotation, cellular component: membrane. Lineage: Eukaryota; Metazoa; Chordata; Actinopteri; Pleuronectiformes; Soleidae. The record is from RefSeq and is a predicted model, not a curated record. Bases 736 to 3459 code for a protein of 907 amino acids. The transcript is spliced from 11 exons. Gene Ontology annotation, molecular function: group III metabotropic glutamate receptor activity. Gene Ontology annotation, biological process: G protein-coupled glutamate receptor signaling pathway; regulation of synaptic transmission, glutamatergic.
ACUUCCUGAAAAUCGUGCCUGCAAGAAGUGAUCCUACUUUUCUUUUUUUUUUUUCCCCCCUCCACAACCAAGUGAGUGACGUCUCACGAAGGAAAGGGGGCUAAAAAAAAACUCGGCGCGCGGUGAAUCCCUCUCGCUGUGACUCAUUCAUUUUGUAUAAACGCGAACCGGUUGCAGUGACGGAAUAGAGAAGCCCCAUCUGACGGCUUUCAUUAGCUGGAUUUUCUCCUGCCUCCUGCACAGUGAAGGCACGUUAGAGCUCACAGACGCGUUUUUUUCCCCCUUUCUUUUUUUCAUUUCUAUCCUUCAUCCUUCCACUGUGGAGAUGAUACGCACCACGGAGACACGGACACCACAGCCGUUCCUGUCCCUGCGCUCCCGUGGAGUUGGACUCGCAGCGGAGGAUGUCUCCCACUUCAGCCGGUCCUAACGUUUAAGCUUCAUUUCUGCAAAGUGACUGAAUCAGUGUUCAACAAGCUGCUGGCAGCAGCGGCGGCGGCAGCAGCAGCAGCAGCAGUAGUCGGGAGAUGGGCGCAGUUUGCCUGAGCCAUCAUCCACCAUCAUCACCACCACACCACUGUCUCCUUUCUUCUUCUUCUUCUUCUCCUUCUUCGGCUCAGCUUGUUCUGUCUCCUCCCUGGUGACAAAGAAUGGAUUCUCAUUAACUAAGUUAUCUCUGCCUUUUCUUGGUUUCUAUCAUUAACUGUCAAUAAUCCUCGGUACAAACUUCCCAUCAUGGCUCGUCCCGGGCUGCUCGGCUGUUUGUGGCGAGCUCUGUGGAUCAUGAGGACGGUGGUGGAUCGUGCGGCGCUGCCACAGGAGACUUACGCGCCUCAUUCCAUUCGGACUGAGGGACACCUGACCCUCGGCGGACUUUUCCCGGUGCACUCGAGAGGGGUAGACGGCGCGCCGUGCGGGGACCUGAAGAAGGAGAACGGCAUCCAGAGGCUGGAAGCCAUGAUGUACGCUUUGGACCAGAUCAACCAGGACGAACAACUCUUGCCCAACAUCACGUUGGGCGCGCGGGUGCUGGACACUUGCUCGAGGGAUACUUACGCGCUGGAGCAGUCGCUGACUUUCGUGCAAGCGCUGAUCACGAAGGACACCUCCGACGUGAGGUGCACCAACGGGGAGCCGCCGGUGUUUGUCAAGCCCGAAAAAGUGGUGGGAGUCAUCGGAGCCUCAGCAAGUUCAGUAUCGAUCAUGGUCGCCAACAUCCUACGCCUCUUUCAGAUCCCGCAGAUCAGCUACGCGUCAACAGCUCCGGAGUUGAGCGACGACCGACGCUAUGACUUCUUCUCGCGGGUGGUUCCUCCGGACUCCUUCCAGGCCCAGGCUAUGGUGGACAUCAUCCGAGCGAUGGGCUGGUCGUACGUCUCCACCAUCGCCUCAGAGGGCAGCUACGGAGAAAAGGGGAUCGAGGCUUUUACGCAACUCUCCAAAGAAGCAGGUGGAAUCUGCAUCGCCCAGUCUUUGAAAAUUCCACACAACCCCAAGCUGGAGGAUUAUGACAAAGCCAUCCAACAACUGCUGGAAACGCAGCACUCGCGGGCAGUCGUCAUCUUCGCCAGUGAGGAAGACAUACGGGGAGUUCUCAAUGCCACCAAGAGGGCCAAUCAGGUGGGCCAUUUCCUCUGGAUUGGAUCUGACAGCUGGGGGGCCAAGAGCAGUGCGAUCCACCAGCUCGAAGAUGUAGCAGUGGGAGCCAUCACUAUUCUGCCAAAACGCUCCUCCAUCAAAGGGUUUGAUGAAUACUUUACUGCGCUCACCCUCGAGAACAAUCGCAGGAACGUUUGGUUCGCCGAGUUUUGGGAGGAAAACUUUGACUGCAGGCUCCUCAGCUCCUCCAAGAGAGAGGACACCAGCCGUAAAUGCACAGGCCAGGAGCGCAUUGGCAUCCACUCCAAGUAUGAGCAGGAAGGGAAGGUGCAGUUCGUGAUUGACGCGGUGUACGCCAUGGCCCACGCUCUCCACAACAUGCACAAGGACUUGUGUCCAGAUCAUCUCGGCAUUUGUCCACAAAUGGAGUCUGCAGACGGGAAGACUCUGCUCAAGUACAUACGAAACAGCAGCUUCAACGGCAGCGCCGGCACCUCUGUCAUGUUUAACAAGAACGGUGAUGCUCCUGGACGCUAUGACCUGUUCCAGUUUCAGAUGACCAAUUCCUCCAUGCCAGAGUAUAAGGUGGUAGGACAGUGGGUGGAAUCCCUUCAGCUCAGGCUGGAGGAGCUUCAGUGGCCAGAUGGGGAGCAGGAUGUGCCCAUUUCUGUGUGCAGUCUGCCCUGUAAAACUGGAGAGAGGAAGAAGAGGGUUAAAGGCAUGCCAUGCUGCUGGCACUGCGAGCUGUGUGAUGGCUACCAGUACCAGUAUGAUGAGACUUCCUGCAGACUGUGUGCCUAUAACAUGAGGCCCAACCCUAACAGAACCUCCUGCCAGCCCAUCCCUAUUGUCAAGCUGGAGUGGCACUCUCCCUGGGCGAUAAUCCCCGUCUUCCUGGCCAUGCUUGGUAUCAUUGCCACCAUCUUUGUCAUGGCUACCUUCGUACGCUACAAUGACACACCUAUCGUGCGGGCAUCGGGCCGAGAGCUGAGCUACGUGCUGCUCACAGGCAUCUUCCUGUGUUACAUCAUCACCUUCCUCAUGAUCGGCAAGCCUGACGUGGCGGUGUGUGCCUUCAGGAGGAUCUUCCUGGGCCUGGGCAUGUGCAUCAGCUACGCCGCGCUGCUCACCAAGACCAACCGCAUCUAUCGGAUCUUUGAGCAAGGGAAGCAGACGGUGACGGCGCCGCGUUUCAUCAGCCCCACCUCCCAGAUUGCCAUCACUUCUAGUCUGAUCUGCGUGCAGCUGCUGGGCGUGCUGGUGUGGUUUGCGGUGGACCCACCAAACACCAUCAUCGACUAUGACGAGCAGAAAACCAUCAACCCCAUGCUUGCCCGCGGCGUGCUGAAGUGCGACAUCACAGACCUGCAGAUCAUUUGUUCCCUGGGCUACAGCAUCCUGCUGAUGGUCACCUGCACCAUCUAUGCCAUCAAGACCAGGGACGUACCAGAAGACUUCAACGAAGCAAAGCCCAUUGGCUUCACUAUGUACACCACAUGCAUAGUCUGGCUGGCCUUCAUCCCAAUUUUCUUUGGCACAGCGCAGUCAGCAGAGAAGCUGUACAUUCAGACGACCACCCUGACCAUCUCCAUGAACCUCAGUGCCUCGGUAGCACUGGGCAUGCUCUACAUGCCCAAGGUGUACAUCAUCAUCUUCCACCCGGAGCUGAACGUACAGAAGAGGAAGCGGAGCUUCAAGGCCGUGGUCACAGCUGCCACUAUGUCAUCGCGUCUGUCCCAGAAACCCAGCGAAAGGCCCAAUGGAGAGGCUAAGACAGAGCUGUGUGAAAACCCCACUGCUGAUCCCAUGAGUCAAGCCACCAAGAAAACCUACGUGAGUUACAACAACCUCAGGAUAUGAUCUGCUCGCAAUUUGUCCUUUAUCUGUGAUUGAAAAGAGAAAAGGGAUGAGUGGUGGAACAGAGAGACACAGUGAGGGGGAGAGAGUGUGAGAGGAGUGAGCAGGCGUCCCAGCACCUGCAGUACCUAUGCACUCCAGGACUGUGGAUAGCAUCCAACCCUUCAUCCAGACAUGAUACAUGAGUCCUGGCAGAAACGAGCACAGCUGUUGGCCAGAGUUACUGGGCCUCCAGAACCAAACUGUAGUUUUGACGCUUGUCUCGUGGCCCCCUUCUCUCUGACAGAGAACAACUUGCCUGCUUAAAGGGGGUCACUGUGAAAGAGGACAGACGAUAGAAAAGAGGAGAAAAAAAAAAAGGCCAAUGGCUCUGCUUUCAAGAUAUUUUCAUUUGAAAUGUCAUUAAAGCCAUAUUCUCUUGCAGUUCCCAUUAUCAGAUUUCUGUUUUGUAUUGUUUGUAUGUGAUUCCUUUUUUUUCCGUGCCUCUCUCUUUUUCCCCCCGACUCGAUUGAAUUACGUUGAACAGCAAGCUCUGCCACACACAGUGUUUUUGUUUUGACCAGAAUCCGCUCAGAUCAGUCCCAGGUGAUUAUAACGUUCGAGUGAUGGGCAUUUGUAAGUAUAUAUUUUUUUUGUAAAUAUUUGAGAGUAUUUUCAUGUUUGGAGUACAACUAUAGAUAUCCAGUCUUUGUUCAAUUGGAUUUGGAUGGUAAUGAAAAGCACCACAAAGUGUUCACUUUGCAUGUGCCAAUGUAUGUCUGUUAUAUUUGAUGUAAACGACGACGACAAAAAAAAGAAGAAAAAAAGAGUGAAAUAAAUUCUGAAAAAUGAUAAUGAGCUUCAGCAUCCUUCUACGCUUUGUUCUCUUCACCAGGACUAAGCUUUGUUUGAAAAAAAGAAGAAGAAGAAGAAGAAAAAAAAAAAAAACGGAAAAUGGCUUUAAUCUGUUGUUGAAUUGACUCCUCCCUCCCAGUCUGCAAGCAUGUUUGUUUUUCAUAGUUUCAUACAUUAUUGGGUGACCGUUACUAUCAGAGCAACCAUGCAAGUAUGUUGUGAUUAUCUGUGGAAUUAUGGACAUGUAAUAAAAAGUCAUUUUGUUAUCUUUUCUACAAAUUAAACCAGACAGCAUACCAUCGUUGUCUCUGUCCCUGUG